This is a messenger RNA of Salpingoeca rosetta, 1067 nucleotides long. RefSeq lists its product as uncharacterized. The transcript has 2 exons. Lineage: Eukaryota; Choanoflagellata; Craspedida; Salpingoecidae. The record is from RefSeq and is a predicted model, not a curated record. Bases 216 to 1067 code for a protein of 283 amino acids.
GCGCAUCAGAGCAUCAGUACCGCGCGCGAUGAACUCAGGAUGUGAGCGAGCAAGUGGCGGCGGCUUCGCCAAUGUGUCCAUUUUUAUCGUCAUCUAGCGACCGCAUCGACCACACACAAUACAGCGCGUGGACGUUGCUUUGUGUGAGCCCCUGACACCAUCAUAUCCCGAUAUCUGCAUCACACGUGAGCCGAGACAAGAAGACAAGACCCGACAUGACCUGCCAGGUGCUGCUUCUGUUUGGCAUUGGCCUUGCCCUGACGCGGCUGCCUGCGGCUUUCGCCCAGUGUGAAGACCACGUGAGUCCGCGACUGUGUGCUGCAGACCCGGAAUGCGAGGUGUCUGGCACGUGCUCUGCUGUGAGGCAGCUGUGCGCGGCGCCACUCGCCGUCCCUUGCAGCGCCCGUCCAGGCUGUAUCAUCAACGACGACGGACAGUGCGUGAAUGAAUUUGAAUGCUCCACCCAUGAUGACCAGCUGUCGUGCCGGCGAACGCCGCUGUGUCUGUGGUUUUUCACGUGCGUGCCGCGCGAGGGUGGAGAUACCACAAGCACCACCGAGGCAGAGCCGACAACAGCAGAGCCGACAACAGCAGCGACGACAACGACGACCUCGGAGACGACAGCGUCCACCACCACGACAUUGGCUGAGAGCUCAACGAUGCACUCUUCCACGCACGAAGCAACAACCACCAGCACCACGGCUACGGAAACCACGACUGAAGGCGACGAGAGCGGGUCUGGAGAGGCGACACUUGAACCAACUAUUCCCUCCUCAUCCUCAUCAACACCAUCCACCGGUAACACGACGAACACCACCACUGCCGGCAACAGCAGCAGCACAACGGCGUUCAUCAACCUUGGCACGCUCUUCCCAGCCGCUGCUGGUGCUGAGGGGAGUGCCACCGUGAACACGGCCUCGGAGGCUGCUUCUGGCCACGCCGCCAUGAGCGGAAACGUGGUGGUGGCCGUUGCCAUUGGACUCGCUGCGCUUGUCAUUGCUGGCCUCCUCACCUACUUCCUCCGGCGCUCAUCGCAGCCGGAGGCACAGGCCGGCGAGGACGUGUGA